GAAUUACGUCAUUCCAGGCCAGUUACGUCAUUAUUUUCCAGAAUAUUCUAUAUAUUUUGCGCACGGUAUGCUAGAUACUAAAUUAACAAUCAUUGGUCGACAAUCAGCCAAUUACGCUUUGUCGACGCUUCCAUUGACCGACGCUCCACCAAUGGCAAAUGUUUGCGGUCUAACGGAUUUGCACACGGUUCCUAAGGUAGCGCGUGCUGAAAUGAUGUCACGGGGGGAAUAAAAAGAGCGUUAUUUUCUCCUCCAAUCAAGAUUUCCUCAUUGGCGAUAAAGGCGGAGAACUACCAAAGAUGGAAAAAGAUUUACGUCGUUCUGAAGUUUGCUUGUGUGAAAGGUGCAUAUGCUGUAAGUCGUUGAAACGUACGGAAGUCGCAUGCAAGGACUGUAGAUGUAAAGCUUCCAAAUGUGGUGGGGGCGAAGGUAAAGGCUGCCAGUCUUUAAAAUGCAAGUGUGAAGACUUCAAGUGUUGCCAAGCUUCAUCGUGCGGAGGGCCCACAUGCAAGAGUGAAGACUGCAAGUGCUGCCAAGCCUCGACGUGCGAAAGGCCCGAAUGCAAAUGUGAAUAUUGCAAGUGCUGCCAAGUCUAGAUACGAAGGACCCAAACACAAAUG
This is a messenger RNA of Centruroides sculpturatus (bark scorpion), 620 nucleotides long. RefSeq names its product keratin-associated protein 5-5-like. Bases 300 to 596 code for a protein of 98 amino acids. The transcript has 2 exons. Lineage: Eukaryota; Metazoa; Arthropoda; Arachnida; Scorpiones; Buthidae. The record is from RefSeq and is a predicted model, not a curated record.